Phyllotreta striolata is the source of this 1157-nucleotide messenger RNA. Lineage: Eukaryota; Metazoa; Arthropoda; Insecta; Coleoptera; Chrysomelidae. The record is from the annotation of a GenBank genome assembly.
UCUUUGUGUUACGUUUAACGUGUCUAUCAGUCUCUAUUCCUUUGAAUACCAUUUCAGGAAGACGGAUAUCGAUAAAAUAACAGUGUACUCGUUUGUGCUAGUAUUUGUGAAUAUGAAUUCGAGAAUCAAGAAUCCCGUAAUAACAAAUCCAUGGCUUUCUGCUGCUCCAAACGGAAAAGCCGCUCACUUCAAAAGCGAUCUGCUGAAGAAAUUCCUUAAAGUUAGGAACAUCGGCGAAAUGAGACGCCCCAAAGCGGAGCCCGUUCGAAAAACCAAGGCUACCGUGACGAAAUUGUACACAGAACAAUUGUCUCCUCUCUACCCGGAAUUCAUGAAAUGCCAAAUCAAGGCGGCUUUGACUUUGUCGGACAACAAUUUGCACGAAGCCCGUCUGUUGCUUGAUUACAAGUACAAAAUUAUUAGGAUCAAGAACAGCAUUGCCGCUCAGCUAAGGCGGAGUUCCUUAAAUUUCAGGCCGUUUUUGAGAAAAUACGGUAGCGGAAAUUCAACUUCGACGUCGUUCAGUGAUGAUAUUGUGUCUUUCGGGAACGGACAAUCGUCGUUUAGUUUUAGUUCUAAUUCGAGUGAUUUUCCUUAUUUAAAUGGCGGUGCAAAUGAAUCUACGGCUGUAAUGAGUGAUGUAAAAUCGUGGAACGAGGAAUCUGCGGUUGAUUCGCACGAAACGAAAGCGAUUCUGUCGGAGACAAUGGAGCCGACGACAAACUUUGAAAUUGGUUCCCCGAAAAGUGAAAAUGUUGAUGUUCAAAAAGGAAAAGUUGGCGUUGUUCUGAUGAAAAAUUCGACUGGGUCUGGUUACACGGUCUCUCCUCUCUAAGGUCAUCGGUGAGAUUAUUAAAAUGUAAGUUACAUAAAACAGUCUUAUAAAUUUUAAAAAAGAAAACUUAAGACAUUUUAUGUUAAUUAGUUUAAAUUUUGAUUCCUUCCAUUUGAAUGGUAUGACAACUGACAAACCAAUGUUAUCCGUCAAUGUCAAAUUUCUUCUUUUUGUUGUAUUAAUUACGUUGGCUGUAUUUGGCCCACGAAAAAAUUUUCACAACUUGAAAAUGUUUACUUAAAUGUUUGUUGUUACUUUGUUGAUUUUUAAGUUGAUAUGGAAAUGUACACAAAUGCAUAUCUUAUAAAAAUUUUUGGUUAGA